AUGUUCGAGACUUCCGAGCCCUCGUUGCCCAAAGAAUCACGCUUAAUAACAGAAAAACCUGAUGAACGAUCAUCAUCAAAGGAAAACGAAGAGUUAGCAUCGUUUACAGGAAAAAAACGUUCACGUUCAAAGUGGAGUACAGAAGCAGCAAUUACGGAACUUUUGGAUUCUAAUGUGAUCUUUGGAAAACGUGAAAGAAAGCCGCCAGCACUAUACAAGUCAUGA
Molecule: messenger RNA, 225 nt
Organism: Didymodactylos carnosus
Lineage: Eukaryota; Metazoa; Rotifera; Eurotatoria; Philodinida; Philodinidae
Source: the annotation of a GenBank genome assembly